Molecule: messenger RNA, 4692 nt
Organism: Pollicipes pollicipes
Lineage: Eukaryota; Metazoa; Arthropoda; Thecostraca; Pollicipedomorpha; Pollicipedidae
Product: tripartite motif-containing protein 66
Exons: 15
Coding region: 335-3862 (1175 amino acids)
Biological process (GO): regulation of transcription by RNA polymerase II
Cellular component (GO): nucleus
Molecular function (GO): DNA-binding transcription factor activity, RNA polymerase II-specific
Source: RefSeq, a predicted model, not a curated record
GGGGAGGAGACGCACGCGGCGCAGCGGAGGAUCGGCCCGCACUGCGCUGGACGGCGAGCAGAGCCGUUGCCGUGGCGGUCGCUUUGCCUUUUCUGAAACCAGCGCUCACAGAGUUACCAAGCCAACGUGGGGACACAACAUCGAUGUGUGCCAGGAUAGCUGUGCGCAACAGCAGUGUUCAAGUCACUACAAGACUUUUGACAACUACUGUGACACGUGCAACACGUUGGGGUGCGGGGAGUGCAUCCUCUCGGCGCAUCGCUCCCACCAGUCGUGCACGCUGCUUGCCAAAGAUGCAGAGGUGAAGGAGACGCUGAAGACCCGCCUGGCUGGCAUGAGGGAGCUUCGAAGUACCCUUGAAAAGCGAAGGGCGAGCCUGCAGGAGAGAGUGGCGGAGGUAGAGACGGAGAUGUUGGCGGCACUGGAUCGUAUCACAGCCCUGUGCAAGCAGCAGCAGGAGAUCUUAAAGGGCUACUUCUCGAGACAGUUGGAGGUAGCUCAGUUGAAGUAUAACGUGUACAAGCGCGAGCUGCUGGGUCACCUGAACAACGUGACACUCAUGGAGAUGAGGCUGGCGCACCUCGACAGCUUCGCCCAGCAGCUGAUGGAGAACGGUCGGCCGCUGACGCUAAUCAACAACUCGAGACAUGUCAUCGGGAUAACUAAACGACUUAAAAGUGUGGAUAUGAACCCCAAGAUGGAAAACAAACUUCCUAAGCUGCAAAUGCGUCGGGUCGUGCCAUUUGACAGGAUUGGUGACAUGAUGUGCUCGUGCUCGUAUGUGCUCUUCGACGGGGCGUUCUGCAUCCAGCCGAUGGAGAAGUCCGCGUUUUGCAAGGCCCUCCUGGACGUCACGCACCACGUCCUGACGCAGGAACUCAACAUGGGCUCCGACUUCGGCUUCAGCUUCCUCAGGCUGCUGUUCCAGACCAUCUGCAAUCUGGAACCAAUUCGACCGGAGCUGUUGAAGAUGAUAAACGUCCUGCACACCAGGACGACUCUGCGCGCGCGGGGCGAGCCUGAUGCGGGCCGGGGGCCGACGCCCAGCACGCCGGCUCUGCAGCACCAGCCGGGGGCCGCCGCUGCGCUCUCGGGGACCUCCCAGGAGGAGGAGCAGGAGGUGUCGCGGCUGGCCAGGUGGCUCGCCGCGUCCACCGCCGGCGACCAGCAGUCGCCACCAGCGCGCGACCUAUGUCAGCGGCGACUGCAUCAGAGGCAGCAGCAGCAGCAGCAGCAUCUGCAGCCGCCUCCCUCGUAUCAGCCAGCACACUUUCAGCAGCGCCCGCGGUAUCAACAGCCGCAGCAGCUUCCUUCGUUUCCGCGUCUGCCGCCGUCGUCAUACCAGAACCUACAGCAGCAAUUCAUGCGGGAUCAGAACCUACAGCAGCAAUUCAUGCGGGAUCAGAACCUACAGCAGCAAUUCAUGCGGGAUCAGAACCCACAGCAGCAAUUCAUGCGGGAUCAGAACCUACAGCAGCAAUUCAUGCGCGAUCAGAACCCACAGCAGCAAUUCAUGCAAGAUCAGAGCCUACAGCACCAAUUCAUGACGUCAGAGGCCGUGAUCAGAGAGCGGCCCGCCCAGACAAUGUCUUGGGCGGGGAGGACGGCCACGGCGGCGCCGCACUCGUGGAACAGCACGCCGCGACCGCUAGCACAGCCGACUCCGGGGCGACAGACGCCGGCGUUGCCUGCUCAGGCUGCUCAGCUCCGGGCGUCGCCGUCGUCCGAGCGGUGGCAGCCGGCGCGAGAAGGCGCGGCAGCGGCGCAGCGCGUGGCGACCGAGCCGGAGCCUCCAGAGCCGACCAUCACCUGGCACAGCCCUGCCACACCCCAGCCGUCCCGGCCGACCCGCCAGCUCUCGCUGGACAAGGAGUUCCGGGUACCGCUGGGCAGAAAACGGAUGCUCUCCGACGAUGAGGACGAGGAGAACGACGCCGAAGCGGCCCAGGGGUCGUCGAGGACGGGCCGGUCAGCGGAGGCCGGCGGUCGGACGAGGACGCCACCUGCUCUGGGAGAUAUCGGCCGAUCCAUCGGCGAGGCGCUCGCUCCGGGUGCCCCCCAGACCGGCGUCUCCAGCGGCGAGGCGCUCACUCCGGGUGCCCCCCAGACCGGCGUCUCAAGCAGCGAGGCGCUCACUCCGGGUGCCCCCCAGACCGGCGUCUCAAGCGGCGAGGCGCUCGCUCCGGGUGCCCUCCAGACCGGCGUCUCGAGCGGCGAGGCGCUCACUCCGGGUGCCCCCCAGACCGGCGUCUCCAGCGGCGAGGCGCUCACUCCGGGUGCCCCCCAGACCGGCGUCUCAAGCUGCGAGGCGCUCGCUCCGGGUGCCCCCCAGACCGGCGUCUCCAGCGGCGAGGCGCUCACUCCGGGUGCCCCCCAGACCGGCGUCUCCAGCGGCGAGGCGCUCGCUCCGGGUGCCCCCCAGACCGGCGUCUCAAGCAGCGAGGCGCUCACUCCGGGUGCCCCCCAGACCGGCGUCUCAAGCAGCGAGGCGCUCACUCCGGGUGCCCCCCAGACCGGCGUCCCGAGCGGUGAGGCGCUCGCUCCGGAUGCCCCCCAGACCGGCGUAUCCAGCGGCGAGGCGCUCACUCUGGAUGUCCCCCAGACCGGCGUCUCCAGCGACGAGCCGACUUUGGCGACGGCCGCUACCGAUAGCGCGUCGCCGCUGCGCAUUAGCGAGAUUUUCUCGCUGAGCGACCCGGUCGGCGCCAUGCCGACAGUGGGCCGCUCGCCCUCCUCCGACCCCCUCCAGGCUCUGAACGACGCACUGGACGCGUUAAUGGGCGACGCCUCGCCGCCGGCUGAACGGACCGCGCCGGGCUCGCCGCCGGCUGAACGGGCCGCGCCGGGCUCGCCGCUGUCGCGGGGCUCGCGCUCCCAGAGCAAGGACUCUUCGUGCAGCGUUGAUGAGGCUUCGUCGCUCGCCAACGCAGGGAAAAACAGCGCCUCGGCGACCAUGACAGUUCCGGGUGUCCUGGCCACGGACGAAUUUAUUCUGCGCAACUGCGCGCCCCCAGACCACGCCGAUCGGCACAGUUCAUCCGAGGAUGGUGCCGAAGAGUCGCUGGACAUAGAGCUGUGCGUCGAGGAGCCGCCAGAGGCGCCGCCAGAGCGCGGCCGCCCGUCCCCCAACGUCAGCUACUGCGUGCUGUGCUGGGACGGCGGCGAGCUGCUGCUCUGCGACUACUGCGAGCGCGCCUUCCACCGUGAAUGCUACGUCGGUCCUGCGGACCACUCUGACAGGGGGCCGUGGCAGUGUCUGAUGUGCCGCGUUAUGCCGACCCCCACGAGUCCGAUGGAGCGGCGCGUCGGUGACCAGAUGAGCACAGAGGACAUGACGUUAGCCCGUCGUUUGCUGAUGGAGCUCUAUGCAGCGUACUAUUCGUCCAUGUACUUCAAAAGCCUGGAGAAUCUAUCGCUGAGGCGCUCAGAGAGCACAUUUUCCCGGCGUUGGGUGAAACAUAUUCAGACGCGGGCUGAGACCGAAAUGGGGAAGGGCUUCAGCAAGGAGACGGCCUUCUACUCCAGUAUGCACAUCAUCUGCCAACCAUUGAGGGAGAUCAUUGAGUAUGGGAAGAUCGCACGACCCACCUGGCUGGACCAGGUCAGGGACCGGCUGGUCGCAGAGGGCCUCUCCACGCUCAUGGGCUGGCUCCGCGACCUGGAGACGCUCGUGGAUAACAGCACAUCCUCGGAGAACGGCUCGCCUGUCCACAAGUACCUGGAGGGGACGAGAGAGGCAUUCAAGCAGUUCAUGCUGCAGCACUUGCGCGUCGCCUGGCUCGAGUUGGACGCGAUGUCAGACGAGAAAUGGCGGCCAGCCGACUGUCCGGAUGAGGCCAACAAAACAAAGUCAAAGACAUAGUGCCCCAAGGUACGCUGCGCUGUUAAGAAAUAGAGAUAGAAAUGGAGAAGUCGCGGUAGGGGGUAUGACGUCACUACGCAAGGCUGGUACAACAUCACUGUCCCGGUGUGAUGUGAUGUGAUGUGAUGUGAUGUGAUGAUGUGAUGUGAACCGGACCCAGAUGUGAACCGGACUAUGUCAAAUAUCUCAGGCCUUAUAUCAUUCAGAUGUGAAGAUGUGGUGGACGAUGGUCUUUGGGAGGAGAUUGAUCGUGAUGAGAUGGUCCAUGGGAGGAGAUUGAUCGUGAUGAGUCGAGAAGAGAAGUCGCCUGUGUCGCCAGCCGAGUGACUGCGUGCGCACACUUACCAUGUCUGGAUUAGUGAAGGCGUGUGCCUCUGUUUAUGCGCUGAUUGUAUGGGCUGUGUGAUACCGCUGAAUCGCCAUUAUUAUGUCACCAUCGGCUGAGCGUGUAGUUGCUGGGCAAAGCGAACAACCGCAAGGAACGUGGUGACGAGGGUUCUGCAUCUGUGAUAUCGGCCAUAAGGCGAGUGCUAUCCAAGACCUGUUCCUGUCGCGAUUCGCAUUUCGUUGCUUUGUAUUCAGAUAUUAGCCUUUGAUACUCAGACGCGUGUUCCGCUGGCGGGUAGCCAGUGUGGGAAGAUGUGCCCAGAUGCGCCCUCAGCCUGUUCCGCCAGGCAGACGUUGACUGUUUAAUAGAAAAAGAUCGACCCUCGAGGUCUUGCCAUUCUUGGGCAAUGCAAAGAUCUUGAGAUUCGCAGCUACUGUUUUUAAUCGCAGGGUACUGCGAGUGUCGGAUCGCUCCCCGUGCUGCGGGACUGGAAGGUUUACAA